GCCGGCCUUGGCUUCGCGCGUGGGCUGGCGUUGCUGACGCCUAGUUGUCCCACGGUGACCAGCGGGCCACCGGCCGCGAUCCCCGCAGGGCUUUGAACUUGGCCGCGUUGUCUGGCCUCAGAGAAGAAACGCGUCUCUCGCAGGCCUUGCCAGGGUUGCUGCCUUCGCAAACGGAAGACUGGCCCAGUACCAGCCACACACGGCCUGGAAUUUCCCAAGAGGUCUCAUGUCAAGACUUUCUAAAGGACCAGAACCGUGUGGACUUCUGCACGGGACACUGCACUGGCCUGAGUCCGAGGGAAAGGAUAAUGUGUGCCCAGCCUGUAACUGACACCCCCGAGACCAGGUGGCAGAAGGUCCUGUAUGAGCGACAGCCCUUCCCCGACAACUACGUGGACCAGCGGUUCCUGGAGGAACUCCGGAAGAACAUCCACGCCCGCAAGUACCAGUACUGGGCUGUGGUAUUUGAGUCCAGCGUGGUGAUCCAGCAGCUGUGCAGUGUCUGUGUUUUUGGAGUCAUCUGGUGGUAUAUGGACCAGGGUCUUCUGGCCCCCCAUUGGCUUUUUGGGACUGGCCUGGCUUUGUCCCUGAUUGGCUAUGUUUUGUUCGACCUCCUGGAUGGAGGCGAAGGACGGAGGAAGAGCGGGCGGACCCGGUGGGCGGACCUCAAGAGCGCCCUGGUCUUCAUCACGUUCACGUACGGGUUUUCCCCGGUGCUGAAGACGCUGACCGAGUCCGUCAGCACCGACACCAUCUACGCUAUGUCGGUGUUCAUGCUCCUAGGCCACCUCAUCUUCUUCGACUACGGCGCCAAUGCUGCCAUUGUGUCCAGCGCCCUGUCCUUGAACAUGGCCAUCUUCGCCUCCGUCUGCCUGGCCUCACGCCUGCCGCGCUCCCUGCAUGCCUUCAUCAUGGUGACGUUCGCCAUCCAGAUGUUUGCCCUGUGGCCCAUGUUACAGAAGAAACUGAAGGCGUGUACUCCCCGCAGCUACGUGGGGGUCACGCUGCUCUUUGCGUGCUCGGCUUUGGGGGGCCUGCUGUCCAUCAGCGUGGUGGGAGCCACCCUCUUCGCGCUUCUGCUGGUGUCCAUCUCCUGCCUCUGCCCUUUCUACCUCAUUCGCCUGCAGCUUUUGAAAGAAAACAUUCAUGGGCCUUGGGAUGAGGCCGAGAUCAAAGAAGACUUGUCCAGGUUCCUCAGCUAAGUCAGGGGCCGCGACUGCACUACUUGGGCAAGCUGGUAGACCCGCCUCCCAGCUGGGGUCCGAGACCCGUCCUGGGAGCAGCAGCAGGUGUGGGUGGGAGAACAGAGGUCAAAGAGGUGAACCAAAGGCUCGCGGGGGCGAGGGUGCUGAUCCUUUCGUUUGGUGGGUGAAGCAGCUUUCUGGGGCUCUGAGGGAUGAAUGCACCCAUGUAUCACUCACCGGAACAGAUGAAGUGAUGUCUUCCUAUUUAUUAAAAACUAACAAUAUAUCCAGCAAAUUGCAUCUUGAUUUUUCUGUAAGCAGAAGGCAGAAGGGGCCUGAAGAGUGAAGAGAUAAUAAAAGUGCGUGUGCGUGCGUGCGUGCGAAUAAAGUCACUGCUCUAACCCUCUCAAGGGACUAAUCAGGGUCCAGUCCUAGGACCCUCGAUGCUACGUUCAGUUUUGUUGCCUAAUCUACAGAAUUGGUUGCUUAACCUUGACUCAGAGUUUCUACUUAAUUCUUAGUGAAACACGUAUGUGCCGUAUUACACGGCAAAAUGCUGGGGGAAUGAAAGAGGCUGGAGGUUAAUAUCUUCCCCGUGUUACCCCAAUUUACUGGGCAUGCAUCUGUCUCCCAUGUGUCGGAUCGCCGUGGAGAGCAACGUCGUAGCUCCCUGGUGGUGCCGCGCAAAUGAGAUGCCUGAAACUCUGGGCCGCCCCUUGCUCCUUUCCUGUGGUUGAUAACUAGCCAGCCGCAGUCGUACAGGACGAGAGGCAAGGCUAAGGAACGGGAAAUCACGAUCCUACUCCCCUACUUGGGGUGGAGGAGGGGACACUCCAGGCUUGACAGAGAUUGAGAAUGUCAUGUCUGAGGAAACAGAAUUUUGCCAA
Messenger RNA from Molossus molossus (Pallas's mastiff bat), 2071 nucleotides. It is a transcript of the gene PIGC, whose product is annotated as phosphatidylinositol glycan anchor biosynthesis class C. Gene Ontology annotation, cellular component: membrane; glycosylphosphatidylinositol-N-acetylglucosaminyltransferase (GPI-GnT) complex. The transcript has 2 exons. The record is from RefSeq and is a predicted model, not a curated record. Lineage: Eukaryota; Metazoa; Chordata; Mammalia; Chiroptera; Molossidae. The coding region runs from base 309 to 1202 and encodes 297 amino acids. Gene Ontology annotation, biological process: GPI anchor biosynthetic process.